AUGGCUUGUCUAUCCUUUGCAACGCUGCCGCCCGAGAUACGUGUAUGUAUUGCCGAACAAUUAGAUCAAGAUGAUCUCCUCAGACUAGGCUGCGUCAACAAGAACAACUUCGAACUUCUGCGACCUCAGAUUGCUGGCUACCGAUUUCUUUGCGCAUUAACCCAGCGAAAUAAAACUCUUGCCAUGAAAAUCCUGCAGGAUAAUUUGCAAAUCGACUUGAAAGUAUGCUGUCGCAAGCGGAUGUCGGCAAUCCACGUUGCUUCUUUGAAUGGAUUCAAAGACAUACUCCGGAUUUUACUUGUGGAUCGUGGGCACAAAUACCUCCUUGAGGCCCACGAUGAUGACAAGAACACCCCUCUGAUAUAUGCCUCUCGCUAUAGCGACGACGAAACGAUAUCCUUUCUCAUUCAACAAGGGACAAACGUCAACGCGCGAAAUAGUUUGGGAGAGACCGCGCUUCAUUUGGCGAGCUCUCGAGGAAAAGAGAUGGCCGUGAACCGCUUGUUAGAAGCAAAUGCGACCGUCUCUUUGGCAAAUGCAGCUGGAAUGACACCACUUUGGUACGCUACCACACGGCAGUAUGUAGCCAUCGCAAAGCGCUUGAUGCUAGCAGGAGCAAUCGUUCCUUCUCGAAAUUCCGGCGGUGACACGGAGCUGCACCUAGCAGCACGCUUCGACAGCCUUGAACUAGCAAAACUAUUCCUCGAUAGGGGUGCUAAUCCGUCUGCUUUUGACAUAGCUGGAUGGACACCCCUGAUAUGGUCUGCCUGGAAUGGGAAUAUCGAAUUGACGUCGGUUUUAAUCUUGAAUGGCGCUGAUGUGGUAGCGACUGAUAAAGAUGGCAGUUCGGCGCUAGACUUCGCAAUCCGAGCAGGCCACACCGAGGUGUCAGGCCUCUUGAGAAGUCACAUAGGGGGCUGA
This is a messenger RNA of Penicillium manginii, 921 nucleotides long. RefSeq lists its product as uncharacterized. Gene Ontology annotation, molecular function: protein binding; transcription cis-regulatory region binding. The record is from RefSeq and is a predicted model, not a curated record. Lineage: Eukaryota; Fungi; Ascomycota; Eurotiomycetes; Eurotiales; Aspergillaceae. Gene Ontology annotation, cellular component: nucleus. The transcript has a single exon. The coding region runs from base 1 to 921 and encodes 306 amino acids. Gene Ontology annotation, biological process: positive regulation of transcription by RNA polymerase II.